CGAGUGGUCAAUAGGUAACCAGACUUCCAUUGUGGGCGUGAUUUUGUUUUCUUCCGGAAAUGGCUGCUCCCGAUCUCCCGACAGAAUAUGACGAAAUCGUGCUCGGAACAGGAUUACAGGAGAGCAUAUUGGCAGCUGCACUAGCAAGAAUUGGACACAGGGUUCUUCAUCUCGAUAGAAAUGACUACUAUAGCGGUGACUGGGCAACUUUCCAUCUACGGAGCCUUCAAGAAUGGAUAGACAAACACAAAAACCCAGAGGAAUCUGAUGUAGUACGGUCAAGUUCUUUAGAUGAACAGGAGCCAGAGGAUCAGGUUGCCCCAGACACCAGUCAGCUGGGGGAGGGAGAACACUUCCUAGAACUUCCACAAAAUCCAAAUACAGUGAGGGGGAUAGAGGUCACAUGCUAUGUGAGACAAGGUGUUGAGCUACCCAGCCUUGAGAGGGUGAUAGUACCCCCUCGCUUGUCAACCUCAGACGAAGAGCCACAGCGACUGGGUGCAGAGGGGCAGGACCCUUCCCAGAAUGCACCAGAGGCCGAUGCCUCAACUGAUGACACCCAUGCAGCAGCUGACCAAUCACAAGCAGAGGGCGAAGACCCAGAAAAUGAGGCACUCCAGAACUCGGCCAAUGAGGACCGAGAGUCCUCGAGUGCCGCAUCCCCCUCCAUCUCAGUCGACCAAUCAGAAACUGUUGAUGGAGCAGCUGGCGGGCUGACGUCAUCUGAACAGGUCGAGGGUCAGAGUUCACAGGGAGAAGGCCAAAGCUCAUGUGAACCAGCUUCAGAUGAACACUCGGAGCAAGAACCUGAAUCUGUUGGGGAACAGGAGCAGGAGUCUCCAGCACAAGAAGUUGAAGGUCAAGGGGCAAGCAAUCAGGGGUCAGUCGAUGAAGGUCAAAGUUCAAGUAGAACUGAACGUGGGAGACGAGACUGGACAUGGGCAGAAAUCAACCAGUUGUGGAGAAAGUUCAACAUUGACUUGGCACCGAAGCUGAUGUUUUGCCGUGGUUCCAUGGUUGAGCUGUUGGUGUCUUCAAGAAUCAGCAGAUAUGCAGAAUUCAAGGCAGUCACCAGGAUACUCUCAGUCAUCAAGGACAAACUGGAGCUGGUUCCCUGUUCCAGAUCGGAUGUGUUCAGCAGCAAGUACGUGAGCGUGUUGGAGAAACGAAUGCUGAUGCGUCUGAUUGAGUUCUGCCUUCACUACCAGGAUAGAUUAGAGGAUUUUGAAGAGUUCCGGGACAGACCCUUUGAGGAGUUUCUGAAGGCCAGGAAGCUGACACCAACUCUGCAGCACUUUGUGAUGCACUCCAUCGCUAUGGUAACCGCAUCAACUCCAACAGAAGAGGCUCUCAAAUCAAUGCAGUUCUUCCUCCGUUCCCUUGGUCGCUAUGGCAACACAGCCUUUCUAUGGACGCUGUACGGCAGCGGGGAACUACCCCAGUGUUUUUGCAGAAUGUGUGCAGUGUUUGCGGGUAUCUACAUGUUAAGAACCAACCUAAAGAAACUCAUUGUGGACGAAAACAAUGUGUGCAAAGGUGGCAUAGACUCCGAUGGGAGAAGAUUAACAUGCAACAACUUGAUAAUGGAGACUAGCUAUGCUCCCCAACAAGCUGCAAACACAACACUAGGGACUGUUUCCCGAGGUAUCCUUCUAACAGACAGGUCUCUGAAGCCAACAGAUAAUGAAGAGAUAACGCUGUUGACUGUACCGCCUCCACCCGGCCAGAAUAACCCGAUCAGAGUAUUGGAGCUGGGAGCCGGAUCAUGUGCCUGCCCCAGAGACAUGUUUGUUGUUCAUCUGACGUGUGCUGGGACAGGACAGGCAAGAGCAGAUCUACAAAACGCAUUGGACGAUUUGUUCCAACCUUUGGACACAGAGGAGGCUGACCAAGUUAGCACAAAACCGAAAGUCCUAUGGUCCCUGUUUUUCAGCCAAGUAGACUCGUCGGUGUGUGAGGACACAGCCCUUGCUGCUGGCCUGCCCAGUAACGUUCUGGUGACUGCUGGGCCAGGAACCUCAGUGGGAUUCGAACACGCUGUCACACAGGCCAAGAGGCUGUUUGAGAGACUGUGUCCCGGGGAGGAUUUCCUGCCGGCUGCCCCAGAGCCUGAAGACAUCAUCUUUGAAGAUCAGUCCAAGGACAACCCAGGAGAACACAAAGAGGUCGGAUUUGAGGCGAGCUCAACUUCCGAAGAGCCUGAGAAGCAAGAAGGGGAAGGGAUGGACCAAGCAGCAUCCAAGACCUCCCUGGAGACAGAUGGAGCAAGCAAGGAGGCGGGAGUCGCAGAUGCUGAAGGGAACGCAUCUAAGACAGAUCAGGAACAAUCUGAAGACAAUGCCAGUUCAGGAAUGUAACAAGGUAGACCACUAAAUGCAUAGGUUGGCUUGCCUUGAUUAUUUCUGCAAAAUUAUGUAAAAAAGUAUUCAAUAUAUGAAAUUUAUUUGCCUUUGUCUGAUCUUGAUAGGUUUUCUGAGUGGGUCUCUUGGAUGGGCAUUGUUACACGCAUUUGCAAAGCAUUGAAUGUUGCAGUUAUGUUAUGACCAAAGAUAAUUUUUUUUGUAAUGUUCAGAUAAAUUAAUAAUAAACUUAAUAAGUUAAACUUUCAAAACCAUUUUUUUUUAUAUCAGGAAUUCAUAGUAAUUUUUUCUUGUGUAAAGUCUCCUGUUAGGAAUGGCUUUGCUACACUCAAAUGUUGAUGUGCUGAAUGUAAAACAAAGCCUUGAUAAUUGCUAUCAUCAAGCUCCUCUUCAAAAAAACCCCACAUUUUUGGAUGUAAUUUUUGACAAGUUAUAAAGAAUUGUGUGACAGAAUCUAGAGAAAGAAGUGCAAUAUUGGAAUCAGCUCAGAUGAAAAGAAGUGAAAUAUAGUUGCUGUCCCAUAUUUUUGGGGUACAAAUAAAUUUGAGAAAGUAAUCAUUUCUUUGGCAUUUUUGAGGAAUUUUGGCUUAGUUAUUAGAAUUUUUUUUUGUUUACAGACCAGGGCCCAUUUUUAUGGCUCUGCAGACCACACAGUUCUGUGCUUAUGAUCGCCAUUUUGUGCUAACUGUGAUUGCAGAACGAUUCUGUGCUAACCCUGUAAGCACCGAAUCCUUUAGUUACGGGAUGUAGGCAUGCGCAGAAGUCAAAAUUCCUGGCUAACCCGUGAAAUACGCUUGCCUUAAGCACGGAAUUUUCUGCUACAGUGAAGCAGGGAUUUGUUGCUAACGGUAAGAGCCAUAAAAUUGGGCCCUGAUUCAAGUCCAUUUGCGAACUUUAAGCAUCAAUUUGGUACAUUUGUAUUUAUUUAACUGAAAUUAUUGUCGACUCUUAUGUACUUGUUUAGCAUUGGGCAUACGUUUACCCCAUGUACAUUGAGAUAUUAGUCUUGUUUGUGUUGUGUAUGUCUAUUUUUCUCAUUAAGUUUAAUUUGUUUACAAUAUGCUGAAAAGGGCUUGGUUGGUGUCUUGUUUUAUGCUGUAUUGUUUUCCUAACCACAGUUUCCAAUUAUGCUGAAAGAAAACACCGGCAGAUUUCAAGAAUAAAUGAUAUUCCAGAAAAGAUGAUUUAAUGUUGAGUGCAACACUGAAGGCAUGCAACAGACUUCAAACAUGAAAUGUAAACUGCGAAGACAGAUUUUUUGGACGUCUAAAACGUAUUCCUAGUUUCACUGUGAAGUUGUCUGAUACUUGACAAUGCAUAAACUCUUCAAACAAAGCGACGGCAUUUCUUGACCCUUAAACACGCGCGAUUCUUGGCCUCAGUCUUACAGCAAAUGCCAUGACUUCCCCGAUCAGAUAUUUCUGAUAUCUUAGGGGCUGGAAUUUGAAGAUCCAGCUGCCCAGCUUGAAGUGUCUGAUUAGAAAUGAUUGAUUAGAAAUCAAAGUCUGAUCUUAAAAUCUUGUUGUCUUUUUUGGGGUGGAACAUACAGUUUGCUUUGGGAUUUGAAUGUAUGAAACUCAAGCUUGUUUCAAUUCAAUACACAUAUGCUGAACUCGGGUUCAGCUUCUGUAGGUACUAUAACUGUUUUAUAGCCCUACCCCUUUCUCGUUCGCUUUUAAGUUUCUUGAAAGGUUUUCAAAGAUGCAUGAAUUGCUGCAUCACAAUCUUCAAUUCAUGUCCAGUUUCUUCGUGCGUUUGCUUCUCCUCAUACACAUUUUAAGUUUCUUGAAAGGUUUCCAAAGAUGCACAAAUUGCUGCAUCACAAUCUUCAAUUCAAGUCCAGCCUCUUCGUUUGUCUCCAUCUCCUCAUUUGCUUUUUAAGUUCCUUGAAAGGUUUCAAAGAUGCAUAUAUUGCUGCAACACAAUCUUUCAUUCAAGUCCAGUUUCUUCGUGCGUUUGCAUCUCCUCAUACGCAUUUUAAGUUUCUUGAAAGGUUUUCAAAGAGGCAUAAGUUGCUGUAUGACAAUCUUCAAUUCAAGUCCAGCUUCUACGGUUGUCUGUAUCUCCUCGUUUGCGUUUUAAGUUUCUUGAAUGGUUUCUCAAAAAUGCAUAAAUUGCUGCAUCACAAUCUUCAAUUCAUGUCCAGCUUCUUCGUGUGUCUGUAUCUCCUUGUUUGCUUUUUAAGUUCCUUGAAUGGUUUUGCAAAGAUGCACAAAUUGCUGCAUCACAAUCUUCAAUUCAAGUCCAGCUUCUUCAUGUGUCUCUAUCUCCUCGUUUCCUUGAAAGGUUUUUCAAAGAUGCAUAAAUUCAAGUCCAGCCUCCAUGGGUGUUUGCUUCUCCUCGUUUGCUUUUUAAGUUCCUUGAAAGGUUUUUCAAAGAUGCACAAAUUGCUGUUUCACAAUCUUCAAAUCAAGUCCAGUCUCCAGUGGUGUUUGCUUCUCCUCGAUCGCUUUUUAAGUUUCUUGAAAGGUUUUUCAAAGAUGCACAAAUUGCUGCAUCACUAUCUUCAAUUCAAGUCCAGCUCCUUCGGGUGUUUGCAUCUCCUUGUCCGCUGUUUUAAGUUUCUCAAAAGAUUUUUCAAAGAUGUACAAAUUGCUGCAUCAAAAUCUUCAAUUCAAGUCUUUCCUCUACAGGUGUCUGUAUCUCCUCAUCUGCUUUUUACGUUUGUUGAAAGAUAUUUUAAAGAUGCAUAAAUUGCUGCAUCACAGUCUACAAUUCAAGGAGACUCUGGAGACUUUAGGAGACUCAGCUCCUUUUUUUCAUAGUGUCUGCAAAUAUUUGGCAGGAGAUACUGCAUGAUAGCCUUCAAUUCUUGUCCAGGGUUGCAAUGGAAUUGGUUACAGUGUCAGGCAAGAGCAAUUCUAUUUCUUCACACCUUGAGAAACCAUUUGUUUGUGAAAUUUCUGGUUAAACGUUUGAGAAUAUUUAUAUUUGAGACUUCAAUGACAGUAUCUCAUCUGUAAAUUAACCGCGUGGGUAUCCAUGCAUUGUCAUCGUUGAGGCGUGCCUCACUGGCUGGGUAACAAGCCUUAAACCCUCUUGACCACUUGACGUCCUGAUUUGAUCAUCAUGGAUUGUCCUGUCCUCCAUGCCUAGUGGUUCUGGGCUCAAACUCUCUUGCUUGUAAAAUCUUUUCAUAAUAAUUCAUUCUUGGAAUGUGCUUUCCUCAUUGAAGCAGAGUUAAUAUAUAUAUUUUGAAUCGCUGUCUUUUAAACCUUCGUACGACUCUUUGAACUUCAUCAUGCCUUCUUUUGGCAAAAUCUUUUUGUAUUCUUCUGAAUUUCCCCUUUUGUUUAAUACUACAUAGAUUUAUAUUGGCAGCUAUCCCUACAUGGUACAGGGACCUGAGAAACAGAUUCAUAGGCUGAGCACUUGUAGUUCUUUCAGUCUUUACAGUUUGAGCAGCUGUAAUUUGGCAAAAUAAAAGUUCUUUUUCUUCACAAUUUGAGAAACCAUUUGCUUGUGAGAUUUGUGGGCACAACUUCCAGAAUAAAACUAUUUGACACCUCAACACAGUCUUAAAAGAGCACAAAGGCAAUAUCUGGUCUUUAAACCUUCUUAACCGCAUGGGUCUCCAUGCAUUGCCAUUGUUCAGGCCUGCCUUCUAUGCAAGGUAUUCCCAGAUGUCUGAAAUGCUCUUGACUUCUUGACGCCAUGAUUCAAUCGUCAUGGAUAGUCCUGUCAUCCAUGCCUAGUGGCUCUAGGCCCAAACACUGUUUCUGCAGGUAUUUGGGGGUAGAUAAGUCGUAUGACAAUCUCCAAUUCAAGUCCAGUUUCUAGGAGACUAAGCUCCUCCUCUUCACUCACAGUUUCUGCAGGUAUUUGGCGGUAGAUAAGUUGAAUGACAGACUCCAAUUCAAGUCCAGUUUCUAGGAGACUAAGCUCCUCCUCUUCGCUCACAGUUUCUGCAGGUAUUUGGGGGUAGAUAAGUUGUAUGACAGACUCCAAUUCAAGUUCAGUUUCUAGGAGACUAAGCUCCUCCUCUUUGCUCACAGUUUCUGCAGGUAUUUGGGGGUAGAUAAGUUGUAUAAACAGACUCCAAUUCAAGUCCAGUUUCUAGGAGACUAAGCUCCUCCUCUUCUUUCACAGUUUCUGCAGGUAUUUGGGGGUAGAUAAGUUGUAUGACAGACUCCAAUUCAAGUUCAGUUUCUAGGAGACUAAGCUCCUCCUCUUCUUUCACAGUUUCUGCAGGUAUUUGGGGGUAGAUAAGUUGUAUGACAGACUCCAAUUCAAGUUCAGUUUCUAGGAGACUAAGCUCCUCCUCUUCUUUCACAGUUUCUGCAGGUAUUUGGCGGUAGAUAAGUUGUAUGACAGACUCCAAUUCAAGUUCAGUUUCUAGGAGACUAAGCUCCUCCUCUUCGCUCACAGUUUCUGCAGGUAUUUGGCGGGUAGAUAAGUUGUGUGACAACCUCCUAUUCAAGUCCAGUUUCUAGGAGACUAAGCUCCUCCUCUUCUUUCACAGUUUCUGCAGGUAUUUGGCGGUAGAUAAGUUGUAUGACAGACUCCAAUUCAAGUUCAGUUUCUAGGAGACAAAGCUCCUCCUCUUCUCUCACAGUUUCUGCAGGUAUUUGGGGGUAGAUAAGUUGAAUGACAGACUCCAAUUCAAGUUCAGUUUCUAGGAGACUAAGCUCCUCCUCUUCUCUCACAGUUUCUGCAGGUAUUUGGGGGUAGAUAAGUUGUAUGACAGUCUCCAAUUCAAGUCCACCUUUGCAAUGAAUUGGUUAGCCUCAUCCCUUGUCUGGGUAUUUACUGCAGCAUAAACCUAUGGAUUCAACUGAUUCUAUGCCUGCCAGUUAGAAGAGGCAAGGGCUUUUCAUUUCUUCACACAUUGAGAAACCGUACGCUUGUGACAUUUGUGGAUACACUGGAUAAAAGUUUGAAAAUAUACAGACAGAUGCCAAUUCAAGUCCACCUUUGCAAUGAGUUAUUUCUCCCUAUCCUUGUCCAGUUAUUUGCCGCAGCAUAUUCCUCUGUAUUGAAAUCCUUGAUUCCAGUUUAGCUGCCAAUACCUGCCACUCAGGAAAAUGUAAUAGCAAUUCUGUGUCUUUCACAAAUUGAGAUACCAUUUGCUUGUGACACUUGUGGUUAACAUUUGAGAAAAAAAUAUUGAGACUUCAUAGACAGUCUUGAAGUACAAAUUCCUUUGGAAGAGAAAAUAAUAGAACAUGAACCUGUGAGUCCGUUUCCUUACUUGCUUCGUGUCCGGAAAGAAGUGUGACUUGUCGUCAAGCAGCCUGUGCCCAUGAAUAAGGCAACAUCUUCUCUGUGAACCUUCUUACCGCGUGAGUAUCCAUGCAUUGUCAUUGUUCAGGCGUCCCUCCUUUGCAGGGUGACAGGUCUUAAACCCUCUUGACCACUUGCAACCCUGAUUGUAUCUUCAUGAAUAGUUCAGUCCUCCAUGUCAGGUGGCUUUGAAAUUAGUUCAGCUGCCUUAUAUUGUCAGUCAGAAAUAGACAACAACAAUUCCUUUUCUUCACACCUUGAGAAACCAUUUGUUUGUGAAAUUUGUGGGUAAAUGUUUGAGAGAAUAUAUUUGAAACUUCAAGGACAAACUUGAAAAAGUAUCCAGCAGAUAAGUUAUAUGAAGGUCGCUUUGUUACGAGUUGGUCAACCUCAUCAAGUUGUCCAGGUGUUUGUGGCAGCAUCAACCUCUGGAUUAGAGCCUUCGAAUACAGUUUAGCUUUUUUAUAUGCCUGCCAGUCAGAAAGAGACAAGAACAAUUCUUUUUGCUGCACACCUUGAGAAACCAUUUAAAAUUUGUGGUAAAAUGUUUGAGAAUAUCUUUGAAACAUCAAGGACAUUUGAAGAGCAUCCAUGCAGAAAAGCCCAGAAAGUUUACAUGAGCAUUUCCUGUACUGUUUUGAAUAUGUCAUUUUCUGUCACAGAAUUCAAGUCCAGCUUCUCGAAGAUGUUUGGGUAUCGUAAUUGGACGUCAAAGUUCAGAUUGUGUAGGUUUUCAUUUUUUGCCGUGCAAGGUGAAUUUGAAAAUUGUGCCGUCUUUUCCUACAUGAAUAUGGAAAAUACAUUUUUUGCCCUUCUUAUUCUUAACACAUUGAAUAGGCUUUCCUUUAUAGCUACCUGCUCAACAGCACUUGUUCAACAGAGAUUGUCACAGUUGAAGCACUUUUUCUCAUACUAAACCUCAAAUUCAGCCUCAGUGAAAGCUUCAUGCACACCAAGAUGUGUAACUUGUCUCAAAGAGUUCACCUCUUGGAAAAGGCAGCCUGUGCCUAUGAAUUUAGGCAAUAUUCCUCUUUGCACCAUCUUAAACGUGUGGGUAUCCAUGCGUUGUCAUUGUUUAGGCGUGCCUCCUAUGCAAGGUAACAAGCUACUUGACGCCCAGAAUUGGUUAACCCAUCUGUCCUCAGUUCAGUUGCUUGUCAGUGUCAGUUUGAAAGAGGCAAGGGCUAUUCUAUUUCUUCACACUUUGAGAAACCAUUUGUUAGUGAAAUUUGUGGGUUAAUGUUUGAGACUUCCAACGACAGUCUUAAAGAGCGUUGCAGACAGCCUGUGCCAGUAAAUAUAGGCAGUAUCUCGUCUGUUAACCUUCUUGUCUUCACUGGUAUCCAUGCAUUGUCAUUGUUGAGGCGUGCCUCACAUGCAGGGUAACAAGUCUUAAUUACUCUUGACCACUUGACGCCCUGAUUUGAUCAUCAUGGAUAGUCAUGUCCUCCAUACCCGGCCAGGAGAGCGUUCUCUUGUUGAAUGAAUCUGUCUCCCGUGUGAAACUGACCCAUGGGGCUCCCGUGAUGGCCGAACUCCUGGUGACCUGCUGGCUGUUGAAGCGCCGGCCAAACCCCGGCCUGUGUUGCGAGUUGAGACCUGCCCGAUGUCGAUGUUACCGCUGGACCGCCGACGGAUUGUACAACCUCUGGAUGGGCAGGCUGAACAUUAACACUGGCCACGGCAGGCCGACCUCGAGUGGCUCUUGUUGCCAUCCGGGAUUUCCUACCCCGAGCAGACCGACCUCCCCGGCCCCGCUGAAUUCCUCCGCUGGUGGUGUGCGUUGAGUCAAGACGGGCCGGGCGAUGCACCUGUUGUUUUGGCCGUGGCAUCUUGCCUAUGCGCGGGCCCUGGUCGCAUGUACUCCACUUUCAAGCUCAAGCCGAAAUGAUCAAAACUGCCGCGAAAAGUACACACAGGUGGCGAAGAAAACUUUUCCCAAAGCAAGUAGCGGUUCCGAAUUUAAUUCCCACGAGUGUUUCCGAAGUGCAUGUAUAAUCCACAAGGAACCGCGUUAUAAGAGCAAACUGAAAAAACAAUGUUGACUCUGUGGUCAGCUGAACCAAAGUGAAGGUUUGCCGCCCAAAUUCCUGUACCAGGAAUCUCAGCUAUAUGCGCCUGUGCUGUCCAUUGGUCAGCAGAUGCUGUCUGUUGGUCAGCAGAUCGGAAUGCAAGUUCCUGGAGCCUAUGCAAAUCAAGGGCACCAGGCCUUUGGGCUGUAGCCCAUCUGUGUGGUUACUGAGAAUAAUGCAUUUUAUUGUGUAUGCAAUAAAAUGAAGUAACAUGUUUCCAUCGAAAUUCCUUAUUGAAGACAUGUAUUUUGGCAUUGAAGCACAGUUGAUAUAUUUUGAAUCACUGUCUUUUUAACUUCAGUACCCGGUAUGCCUUCUUUGGAAAUUUCCUGUUUAAGUAUUCUGCUGACUUGUCCAUGCCAGGAAAAACACCUUUAUUGGGUGCUACGGUGGUACUGAUACGUAGCAGGGAAUCCUGGUCUUCGUUCCAAAUAUGAACAAUAGCAGGUUGUAGGAAUUUGGAAAAUGGGUUAACAUAAAAACAAAAAAAGUUACUUAACAGGAUCUGACCUGAACAAAAAAAUAAUAAUCAUGAAAUAUAGAAAUAGAAUGCUCUUUAAAUCGGAGCAGAGCCAGUAGAAGAUCAAGUAGAAAUAAUCAUUAACGUUACUGCAGUAAUCUUAAAAGCAAAAUCCGUCGGCUAAUCUUUGUUGAUGGAUGAAAAAUGUGGCAUAGGAAAUCAUGCCAACAUUUAUCGAUGCAGACUCCUGACAUUAAUAUGGCAGAUGAUGUCGGGUAUGGCCACAUGAUUGGAUCUUGCAUGACUGUACAUGUAUCAAUUGUACCAUUGUCCCAGCAUAAGGGCGAGAAAAUUUCUUUCUACUUGGCCCUGCACAUUUGGGACGAGUAGAGAACAGCUCCGUCAAACUGCUUUGGAAGACAAGCCACUUCUGUGCCUGUUAUGCAUGGCUGCUGCGUCCGCUCAAUGGUACUUUCUUUCCAAGCAUUUGGGUAAACAACUCGUGGCAGGAGUUUUGAAAAGAAUAUAACAUGCUUAUGCUUUGUGUCGCACUCACAUAACCUUGACAAACUGACAACCCAGGCGGGUAAUUUAUCCACAUUUUCCAGAAUUGCAGGGGACGUUAAGCAGCCUAGGGAAGACCUCAAGACACAAGGGCUGAUUUUAUUGUGAAAAUAAGCAACCUUAACACCACAAUAUUCUAUCACCAUCAGAAGAUUUAAACACUGUUUAAUUUUUUUUUAAAUGUGUAGGUCCCAUGGCUUUUGCCCGGAACUGUGGUUAGGAAAACAAGACAUCUCUUCAUUUGAAUAAGUGAUUUUUUUUAUUGCCAGUUGUUUAACUCACUUGGUGUUAACCGUUUUAAAAAUAAAUAAAUAUUAACAUGUAAAUUUAAA
Patiria miniata (bat star) is the source of this 11011-nucleotide messenger RNA. RefSeq names its product rab proteins geranylgeranyltransferase component A 2-like. Gene Ontology annotation, molecular function: GDP-dissociation inhibitor activity. NCBI's taxonomy places the organism in Eukaryota, Metazoa, Echinodermata, Asteroidea, Valvatida, Asterinidae. The record is from RefSeq and is a predicted model, not a curated record. The transcript has 18 exons. Gene Ontology annotation, biological process: protein geranylgeranylation; vesicle-mediated transport; intracellular protein transport. Bases 60 to 2357 code for a protein of 765 amino acids. Gene Ontology annotation, cellular component: Rab-protein geranylgeranyltransferase complex; cytosol; nucleus.